This is a messenger RNA of Gaeumannomyces tritici R3-111a-1, 1399 nucleotides long. RefSeq lists its product as hypothetical. The record is from RefSeq and is a predicted model, not a curated record. NCBI's taxonomy places the organism in Eukaryota, Fungi, Ascomycota, Sordariomycetes, Magnaporthales, Magnaporthaceae. The coding region runs from base 1 to 972 and encodes 323 amino acids. The transcript has 3 exons.
AUGACCCAGUGGCGCUCUUCCUCGGUGUUGGAGGGGACUCGGUCUGAGCAGCUACGUAGUAGGCGUUUAUACGCGCUAAAGGGGGCCAUUGGAGGACAGACGGAGUGGCGAGUGUAUGUGGGUUUCACCCCCGGAGCAAUUCCCCUGAACAUUGUGACUGUAUUCGCCGUGGUUCUGGUAGUCAUGGGUGUACUGAUUCCCGGCCUCCAAGGGCUGCACGCGGUUUUGCGCACCUCGACUGCUCUCGCGGGGGCGGACAUGGCUGGAGGCGCAGGGGCAGCAAGGCCCCAGCACCCACCUUUGACAUACAUCUACCAUCGCUCUCUUAAAUCGGAAAAAUGUCUCAGGAUCCCCCAUUCCAUUUCUUACUAUUGCCCCACUUCUCACACAUGGAUGCCUGUCACCUCGCAUGCCGUCCAGCAAUCUAGAGCCCAAGGCCAGGCCAAUGCAACCUCUCCCAAACACCACCUCGACGUCGUCUCCUGGAACAUCGACUACAGCAGCGCCAAGCCCUCGCGGCGGUGCGUCGCACUCAUUAGCCACGUCCUCGAGGGCGGCGUCCCCGAUAUCAUCUGCCUACAAGAGAUCACGCCCGUGCUGCGCACCGCCAUCCUGGGCAGCCCCGGGGUGCAGGAUGCGUUCCUCGCGACCGACGCCGGCCCCGACGCGGACCAAAAGAUCUUUGAGAACAUGACCCUGCUUUCCAAGAAGGGCUUUGCCUACGGUGGCGCGGACGGAUCCAAAGGCGAGGAGGAGGACAAGUUCAUGGUCGGGCAGGUCUUUCGCGAGCAGACGCCGACCGCGAUGGGCAGGGAGGGACUCUGCGUUGACCUCAUCCCGCCCGGCGCGCAGGGCGGCUUCGUCCGCGUCGUAAACGUGCACCUCGAGUCCCUCAACUCGUUCCCCUACCGCGCCGCGCAGCUCAAGCGGCUCGCCGCCGCUCUGCGCGAGCCUGGCUGCGGCGGGGGCUGAUCGUGGGGGACUUUAACGCCAUCACCGAGGAGGACCACGGGCUCCUUGAUGAGUACGGACUGCAGGACGCGUGGCUGACGCUGCAUCGAGGCACCGGCAAGCCUGACGUUACGUGGAAUGUCAGUAGAACGAAUUCCAGAUUCGAGCCGGCGAGGAUGGACAAGGUCGCCAUGGUGGGCUUGGUGCCGGAGUCGAUGGAGAUUAUGCAUCCCCUGCUCGUCGAUGCGCCGAGACCAGGAGCGCCGUCUGCAAAAGUUGAAUGGAGCGACCACAGCGGACUGCGGUGCAAGUUUCAUAUCUAUAGAUAUCCGGAGGCUGGCUAGAAGGAAAAGGGCCUAUGUACGAUUAUAGAGGUAGCCACCAACGAUAAAACCCACCAUGCGGUUUGGGCAAGAAUAAAAGCAUUCUAAUAUCUACAAAAAUACCG